AUGGAUCAGAUCAAAACUAAGUCGCCCAGCGACUUAGGUCAUGUUACGCAUAUAACAGACAACAACAGCUCUCAUUCCGAUAACUUUACCAUCGAAAAGAAGUUCAACCAGAGCAAGCGGUUUUGGGCUAUUAUGGCUACUCUUUCGGUUACCGGCAUCCUUAGCGCCCUCGAGAAUACGGUCGUAACCACUGCGCUACCUUUCAUUACUCAACACUUGGAUCUAGGGGACAACUACGUCUGGGUGACGAACGUGUUCUUCCUGGCAGGCGCCGCCGUCCAACCCCUUUUCGGGCAGUUGGCCAAUAUCUUCGGACGUAGAUGGGUCACCAUGGCCAUUGUCUUCUUUUUCACUCUCGGGAGCGGAAUCUGUGGUGGUGCUACCAAUGGCGCCAUGUUAAUUGCUGGUCGCGCGGUUCAGGGAAUCGGCGCCGGUGGUAUCAAUAUCAUCAUCGAUAUUAUUGUGUCUGAUUUGGUACCUCUUCGAGAGCGAGGAAACUAUAUGGCUAUAGUUCUUCUCGUGUAUACCGUUGGAACAGCGUUAGGCCCGUGGGUUGGCGGUGAAAUUGUAGCCCAUACUACCUGGCGAUGGGUAUUCUGGAUCAAUCUUCCUGUUGGUGGUACCGCGAUGAUUAUGAUUUUCUUUUUCCUCCAAGUUCGGUAUAAUAAGGAGAUGUCAUUUCUUCAGAAAAUAAAACGCAUCGACUUCGGCGGAAACUUAAUAUUAGUUGGCGCAACGGUCUCUAUCCUCUAUUCACUUACCUAUGGUGGUACUAAGUAUAGUUGGUCCUCUGUCAAUGUUGUGACACCCCUAAUUAUAGGAUUUAUUGGUCUUGGGGGUUUUAUGUGGUUUGAGUCCACCAAAUGGGCGAAAGAACCUGUUGUACCACCGCGUCUAUUCGCAAACCGAACCUCCUGCGUAAUUUUCGGCAUCACAUUCCUCAACUCAGCACUAUUAUAUUGGGUUCUAUUCUUCCUCCCUGUAUACUUUCAGACCGUUCUUGGUAGCUCCGCAGCGAGAGCCGGAGUACAGAUCCUUCCCUCGGUUCUUAUUGCAAUCCCAGGAGCAAUCGCGGCAGUACUUCUUCUAGCUAAGUUUGGGAAGUACAAGCCGCUUCAUAUGAUCGGCUUCGCUAUCUGUACCAUUGGCUUGGGGCUCUUUACCCUCUUUAGCCCGAAUACUACGACAGCCGAGUGGAUCAUAUUCCAGGCUAUUACUGCAGCCGGUUCAGGCUUCGUAUUAAAUACUCUGCUACCCUCAGUCCAAGCACAUUUCGAAGAAAAAGACCAAGCAGCGACCACUGCUGCUUGGUCGUUCAUGCGUGCCUUUGGUAGCAUUUGGGGCGUUGCUAUCCCUGCUGCUAUAUUCAACAACCGCUUUUCUCAACUAAACAGUGCCAUUACAAAUCCGCAGGCUCGUGCAAUGUUCGAGGGUGGCGGUGUUGCUUACGAACGCGCUCAGGCAGAGCUUAUAUGGUCUUUCUCCUCGCCCACACGGGAAGAGAUCGUCAGUGUAUACAGCCACAGUUUACAGCGAGUAUGGCAGAUUUCGAUUGUCUUUUCAGGGUUAUCUUUUUUACUCGUGUUUCUUGAGAAACAAGUCAAGCUACGCAGUAGCCUCGAAACUGAGUUUGGCAUAGAGGAAAAUGAAAAGAAGCAUGGCAUUGAAGUGGGUAAAAUGUAA
Messenger RNA from Daldinia childiae, 1683 nucleotides. Its product is annotated as putative transporter C3H1.06c. NCBI's taxonomy places the organism in Eukaryota, Fungi, Ascomycota, Sordariomycetes, Xylariales, Hypoxylaceae. The coding region runs from base 1 to 1683 and encodes 560 amino acids. Gene Ontology annotation, molecular function: transmembrane transporter activity. The transcript is spliced from 3 exons. Gene Ontology annotation, biological process: transmembrane transport. The record is from RefSeq and is a predicted model, not a curated record.